CCUUCUCCUCCCCCGCCCGCCCCCGGGAGCGUGAAUGUAGCGCGCUGGGGGUGAGGAAGGUGUAGAGGCGCGCGCUUGCCGGGGCGUCGCGAGCAGCCUUCCGCCGCUGGCGGGGCGGAUGGAACGUCUGGCUGGACGCUGGAAGGUUGACCCGGGAGGCGCGAGCGGCGGCGGCGGCGGCGUGUUGCUUCAUCCCCAGUCCUGGAAUGGCCAGCUUCUCCCCAGCCAAGAUGUGGAGGAUCAAAGGCUCUUUGGUGAUGGUAUCCUUAUCAGACCCAGACGUUUGAUGCCCACUUCUCCCCAUCCCACAGCCAAAGGCCCUAGUUGGCCCUGUAUCCUGGUUGCUAGAUCCAAGAAUGGACAUUAUAGCCUAUGAUGAUUACUCCAAUCCACCGCUGCAGAGAUAUUGAGAGGAAACCGGAAUACCUUCAACCGGACCAGUGCGUUCCACCUCCCAGCCGCGGUUCCUCGGGAACAAUGUGGUUUAUCCGUGAUGGCUGCGGUAUUGCCUGUGCGGUCGUCACUUGGUUCCUGGUCCUCUAUGCCGACUUUGUGGUCAUUCUCGUAAUGCUGCUUCCCUCCAGAGACUAUAUUUACAGCGUGAUCAACGCCAUAGUUUUCAACACAUUGGCAUUCCUGGCUCUCGCUUCGCACAUGAGAGCUAUGGUAACAGAUCCAGGUGCAGUGCCCAAAGGCAACGCCACAAAAGAGUUCAUAGAAAGUUUGCAGCUGAAGCCGGGGCAAGUAGUUUACAAGUGUCCAAAAUGCUGUAGCAUCAAACCCGACAGAGCACAUCACUGCAGUGUUUGCAAGAGGUGUAUACGGAAAAUGGAUCACCACUGCCCAUGGGUUAACAACUGCGUAGGAGAGAACAACCAGAAGUACUUUGUACUGUUUACAAUGUAUAUAGCACUUAUUUCCCUGCAUGCCCUGAUCAUGGUUGGAUUUCACUUCCUGUAUUGCUUUGAAGAAGACUGGACAAAGUGCAGUUCUUUCUCUCCACCAACGACUGUGAUCCUUCUUAUCCUCUUGUGCUUUGAGGCUCUCCUCUUCCUAAUCUUCACGUCUGUAAUGUUUGGAACGCAGGUACACUCCAUCUGCACUGAUGAAACGGGAAUAGAACAGUUGAAAAAAGAAGAGAGAAGAUGGGCUAAAAAAACAAAAUGGAUGAACAUGAAAGCAGUAUUUGGCCACCCGUUCUCUAUAGUUUGGCUUAGCCCAUUUGCUACUCCCGAUCAAGGAAAAGCAGACCCGUAUCAGUAUGUGGUCUAAGAAUCCAUGAACAGCAUUUCCACUAAAACACAAAACCACAUUUACAGCACUACUGUUAUUCUACAUGAAUGUUUCAAAUGAAUUUUUUUUAAAGAAAAAAAACACGCCUAUUAAAUGGCUGACGAUGGCAGAGAAAAGACAAAAAAAAAGAGCCCUGUAGUCUAAAAACAACUAAAAAGAGAAUUUUUCGGUAAUUCUUUGUCUCUGGUGGCUAAAGCUUUUUUUCUUUUCUUUUUUUAACCUGUUAACUUUAUGGGUCUGUUUUGGUUUCCUGUCUGCUUUCUGUAUGACGUAACUAAUGGAAAAGGGGGUGUGAGUCUGUGCCAACAGUGCCAUCUUGUUACGUAACAAAUUAUGGACUUUGGGGUGGCAGCUGACACUUUCGGUGGGCUGUGGGGUCUCUCCGUGUUGUGAUACUCCCUUCUACCCCCACCCUGUACUUUUUAAGCCUCACUAAGAACCGAAGGAUGGAAAAAACAAAAGUCUGAGCCUGUCAAAGGGUCCGUUAAUAACAAAAUUGCCUAGCUUUUAAUGUCUCAAACAUACUGCCGACAUUACCGUACUUUGGAAAGCUACAGAAAGGAUUCCAUCUCUGCCCCGCCCCCUUUUUUAUUUUUUGGUUCCAUCCUCUCCCUGGUUCCUGGGUUAAACAGCGGAAGGUCUUUGUCGGCGUGUGUGGGUUUCGAUGCCUUAUAAUUGGAGGAGGGAGAAAUCUUUAUUUCAAUGUAUAGAAUAGCAAGAUGGUGUCUGUCCUUGUUUUUCGAAAAUAAGAAUAAACAGUGUUCAUAUGGUAUGUAGGCUUGCCGGUCCAAAUGAAAAACUAAGCACAGAAUGUUUCUGUAGAUGCGUUGUCUUUUUUUAAAAUAAAUAUUGCCACCUUUUUAUAUCUCUGUAAAUGUUUGUUCUCCUUUAUAUUUAUACAUAUUAUAUAUUUUACAUUGGGGAGAUGUCGAGUGUUAAAAGGAUCAUGCAUGCCUUCUGUCAUGGCUUUGUGGACAUACUCUGUAUGUAGUAAGAUCUGGGAAACGGGCACUUGAGUAGAGGGCAUUCUGUAUAAAACAAAAGCCAGUAGAAUAACUAGAUUACAUCCGGAAUGACUUGAGUCUGUAAUAUUUUUAUUUUUAUUUUUUGGUAUUUCAACAGGGAUUUUAUUGUAUAUUUUGGAUCCAAAAAGCUACUGAUUAGAGCCAUCACAGUAAAACUGCAAAUAAGCUAUGCUCCUGAAUUAAUUCUUUUGACUGAAUCAAAGCCGGGGUGGGAAUCAGUGAAGGAGGCUAAGAUCUGUCUCGUUUCAAAAAACUAUGUAAAUGCUGCAUCUUUUCAAUUCUGUCAAUGCUUCCAUAUGGGAAACAAAUGCAAUAAACCUUUUCUGAACACUG
Molecule: messenger RNA, 2651 nt
Organism: Lacerta agilis (Sand lizard)
Lineage: Eukaryota; Metazoa; Chordata; Lepidosauria; Squamata; Lacertidae
Gene: ZDHHC3
Product: zinc finger DHHC-type palmitoyltransferase 3
Exons: 8
Coding region: 373-1272 (299 amino acids)
Biological process (GO): protein targeting to membrane; peptidyl-L-cysteine S-palmitoylation
Cellular component (GO): Golgi apparatus; endoplasmic reticulum
Molecular function (GO): protein-cysteine S-palmitoyltransferase activity
Source: RefSeq, a predicted model, not a curated record